AUGGUCAAGCGCUCCAACGUCUCCCUCCUCACAGAGGGUGCGGCAUACAUCCAGCGCGCAAAGAAGGCGCGUGCUGAGCAGGUCGAUGAGAUCAAGUUCGACGAUACGGCGCGGCGGGAGUACCUCACUGGAUUUUCUAAGCGGAAAAAGCAGCGUACAGAGGAUCGGAGGAACCGUGCCAAGGAGCGUGAUAAGGAGGCGCAUAAGGAGGCGGUCCGGAAGGCGCGCAAGGACCUGCAGGAGCGCGCAGAGGAGAACGAGCGGACUGUGCGCGAAGCACUUGGAUUGAGUGCCAAGAAGGAGUCGGGCGACGAGGAGGAGCAAGUCGAGCCCACGACGAUCGAAGCCGAGUUCAGCGAUGAAGAGCAGGCUGCCACUGUGACCAUCACCGAGGACUUUGACCCCUCUGCCGCGGUACGGACAUACGUUGAGUCCGCGGACGAAGGUUCUGGAGAUGAAGACGAGGCAAAGGCCAAAGCCAAGGCCAAGGCCACUGUACCGAUCCUUCCAGCCUCUAGUCGUCGGGCAGAGCAGCGCGCCAAGCGCGAGAAGGAGCUGGCUGUCGCAAAGGCGAACAAGAAGGAGGAGAAGAAGAGCCGGAGCAUGGAGACGCCUGCUGAGAAGAAGCGUGGGCGUGAGAUGGAUCAGCGUAAGCGACAGAAGAAGAUUGACAAGGACCGCGCACGAGGCAUUGAGCCUGGGCACCGGAGUAAGGCAGCUGGAGGCAAAGGGGGGAAGGGGGCCAAGGGAGCGAAGGGAGCCAAGGGGAAUAAGAAGGGGGGGCGGCGAUAG
Messenger RNA from Cutaneotrichosporon cavernicola, 792 nucleotides. RefSeq lists its product as uncharacterized. The coding region runs from base 1 to 792 and encodes 263 amino acids. Gene Ontology annotation, cellular component: nucleolus. NCBI's taxonomy places the organism in Eukaryota, Fungi, Basidiomycota, Tremellomycetes, Trichosporonales, Trichosporonaceae. Gene Ontology annotation, molecular function: rRNA binding. The record is from RefSeq and is a predicted model, not a curated record. The transcript is spliced from 3 exons.